This is a messenger RNA of Aphanomyces invadans, 1928 nucleotides long. RefSeq lists its product as hypothetical. The record is from RefSeq and is a predicted model, not a curated record. Gene Ontology annotation, cellular component: Golgi cisterna; Golgi membrane. The transcript has 9 exons. Gene Ontology annotation, biological process: retrograde transport, vesicle recycling within Golgi; Golgi organization. Bases 1 to 1614 code for a protein of 537 amino acids. Lineage: Eukaryota; Oomycota; Saprolegniomycetes; Saprolegniales; Verrucalvaceae.
AUGAUGCGGGAAUUUCGCCGGUUUCUGUUUCGAGAGAAGAUGAGCUGGUUGUCGAGUUCGCUGCAGUUGGCAGGGGAACUCUUGGAGUCGGUGGACCAGAAGGCUUCUGGAAAGCUUAAGCCGCGUGGCGAGGAUCGCAAGAAACCCAAGACCGUCAGCGAAGAAGCUUGGGAAGUUAAACACACGAGCAGUGGAGGAUACGAGGACUCAACACACCAUAAUCUGCAUGUGUCGACAGAAUUCGAAACACCCAGUCACUCGAGCUCAUCGGCACACCAGGCAGCGCCGGCAAGCCCAUCUAACGGUGGUCCAGAUGCAGAUUCAUUUUCAGAAUGGAGUGAGGUCGACAACGAGAGCAACAGUGGGCUGGUCAUGUACGACGAACCACCGUUAUCGUCGUCGUCAUCCAAGUCGCAUCAAUUGCCCCCAUUGCCCGCUGAGAUGCAAAGCAUGAAGUCAGAAACACAACGGUAUGCUUUGCUAAACCUCGACCCACGGCAACCUGCAUCCUUGUAUUGCCUGGGAACGCAUAGUCUUCGUCGCGAGAACGCCAAGUUGCGCAACGACCUGUCGUCGGUGGAGCGCCAGUUAACCAACUCGACCGAGCAGCUCAGCGUAUGCCAGGAGGAGCUCGAAGCUCUGGACAAGGAAUGCAUGGACAAGAUCAAGUGUCUCGAACAGCAAAUUGCUCAAAUGGGACGCGAAAAAGCUGCCGAUGAAGCUCAAUUUGUUGCCGCUCUCGGUGUCAAAGACGCCCAUGUUCACACCCUUGAGGCAGAUCUGGCAUCAUACAAACAGCUCGUCCAAGAACAUGUCGCCGAGGCGGCAAAGCUGAAGCAGUCCAUCGAAGAGCUUACGAACACAAGGGAAGAAGCGUGGACUCACGCGGCGAGCGGAGAGGCGCAGCUACUACAACAGGUGGCUUCCCUGCAAGAAGAGCUCAAAGAUGCAGCGGUCGCCCAUGCGCAGCUCAAGAAGGAGUACGCAGACGCAAAGCAAUCCAUGUAUGCAAGGCAAUGCACCCUCGAGGCGACCAAUGCAGAGCUCACCACACUAGUCGCAAAGCGCGAACACAGCGCAAAACCGUCGGCCCCAAGCCCGACGCACGCACACCGUGCCCUUCAGGAAGCACAGGAAACCCUGGCGUCGACGAAGAAGUUGCUCCACGAAGAAUGCCGCAAAGCGAUGCUGCAAGCCCAAGAAAUCCACAAGUUGACGGGCGAUAUGGCAGCGCUACAGACUAUGCUGGUGCAAAAGGAAGCGUCCCAUCACGCGACCGUGUUGAACUUGCAGCAGCAACUGCAGGACCGUGCUGCGUUGCAGUCGAAGCCGACCCCUUCUGUGCCGUUGAUGGCGGCGGUGGCACCUGACGGACAAAUGCAAGCCAUGACUCGGCGACUCCUCGAAAAGCAAGAGCAGCUGGAUGCGCUACGAGGUCGAUACACGACCUUGGAGGUUCGAUUCAAUGACCUGAAGGCCGCCAAAGAUGCCCAAGACAAGAAUGACGACUUGGAGCUAAGUGUUCGAUCUGUACGGACCCCUCGCGGCGGAAACUACCACGGUCGACCGCGCCCAGCGCCCCACAAGGUCGCAGCUUGUACGUGUCCCCCAUGAUGCAGCCACAAGAGGACAAGGAACCUCACGGGAUGUCUAGUGGAAGCCGUGGAUCGAUGGCUUCUAAGCGUGGGGCGAUUCCUUCGGGCGUACCCUGAAGCCCGACUUGCUUUAUUGGGGUAUCUCGUGCUGCUGCAUCUGUGGGCGUUUGUGAUUUUGGGCUUCCACACGAGCCACCUGAAUGAAGAAGUAAAAGCGAAAACGGCCCCGUAGUGUACGCUACGGUGUAUUCGAUAAUGUAUUGUGAGUGUGGCGCACCUUCCUUUCCGUGCUCUGUAGAUGCCAUCGCACCAUGCUGUGGACCAAUGCCAAGA